Ruditapes philippinarum (Manila clam) is the source of this 3184-nucleotide messenger RNA. RefSeq names its product aminopeptidase N-like. Gene Ontology annotation, cellular component: cytoplasm. Bases 178 to 3063 code for a protein of 961 amino acids. Gene Ontology annotation, biological process: peptide catabolic process; proteolysis. Gene Ontology annotation, molecular function: zinc ion binding; metalloaminopeptidase activity; peptide binding. The record is from RefSeq and is a predicted model, not a curated record. NCBI's taxonomy places the organism in Eukaryota, Metazoa, Mollusca, Bivalvia, Venerida, Veneridae. The transcript is spliced from 2 exons.
CGUGAAAAACGUGAAGUAUUCGCAGGUGAAAUUAGAAUUUUAGAGAGUGUUUUAAAUUACACAGUCGAGAUGAUUACAAAAAUCAUUUAAAUGCCUUCGUAAUCAAGGCUAUAUCACUUACCCACUUAAACCACCGGGAUGAAAAUAAACUUACAUUCUAUUGCAGUGGUGUAAAUAAUGGACGGAAUACACAUUUCGAAACGAGCAGCGCUACUGUUACUGAUUGUGUGCGUGGUUUCCUUGUGUGGGACAGCCGUCGCUUUCUAUUUCAUCGGCGCUGCUCAGAAUGACACUACCGGCAGUAAAACAACUGUGGAAAAAGGAGCAAAUAAAUCCACCAAUAAGGAUGGUAAUUUAGGUGAUGAUGGACGAUUACCUAGGCACAUUGAACCGAUUCUAUAUAAAAUAGAGCUAUUUCCUGACAUCUACGGAACACGCUCUUCAGAAUUCACUCUUUCAGGAAGUGUUUGGAUUAAAUUCAAAUGUAUUGAGAAAAGUGCAAAUAUUACACUUAAUAUAAAUAAAUUAACUUUGAAUAACUCUUCAAUGAAAGCUGGAAAAUUGUUGGCCACCAAUGAGGAAACUUAUGACGGCAUUGAAAUACUUACCUAUGAAAUAAACACAAAAUGGCAGUUUUUGAUUAUUUACUUAAAAGAAGACAUUCGCCCUGGAAAUCAAUAUUUUGUCUGUAUGAAUUUCACAGGAACGCUGCAAACAGAUUUUGCGGGAAUGUACCUCAGUCGGUUUCCGUACAGAACGGUUAAUCAAUACGUUGCUGCGACGCAAUUUUCGCCAACGGAUGCCCGGAAGGCGUAUCCUUGUUUGGACGAACCAGAUAGGAAAGCCCAGUUUGAAAUAACAUUGGUCAGACGAAAUGAUAUGGUGAGUCUGUCGAACAUGCCCAUAAUGUCGACAGUUACUCGGGGCUUAAAUUUUGUGGCAGAUAUAUAUCAAAGGACGCCUAAAAUGCCUACAUAUCUGACAGCAAUGGCUGUCGGAGACCUUGAUUCUAUAACGCGUCCGGCUAGAACUGGAUUGGACUAUACAUCGUGGGCUGGAAAAGAAACGAUCAACAAAACCAAACACGCGUUGGAAUUCGGUGCCAAAAUUUUGUCAUUUUUUGAAAACUACUUUGGAAUAUCGUUCCCUUUGCCAAAACAAGACAUCUUGGCUGUUCCAGAAACGUCCGUCGGGGCGAUGGAAAAUUGGGGGCUUAUCAUUUUUAACCAAAACAGAAUAUUCUACGAAGAAGGGGAAUAUAGUCUAAAUCAUCUUAUGCAAUCUUCUGUUACCAUAUCACACGAACUAGCGCAUCAGUGGUUUGGAAACCUAGUAUCAAUGAAUUGGUGGAGUGAUUUGUUCCUAAAGGAAGGGUUUGCAGUAUAUUUUUCUGAUGUUGGAAUAUCCAAUGUGUACCCUGACUGGAAUUUUAUGGAUCAAUUUGCAGUUCGAAAUAUACAUAGCGUUUUUGAUGAUGACGGUUUGGUCUCAUCUCACCCUGUCUACAAGAAAUUAGCAGAUACAACGGAAAUCCGACAAGUAUUUGACUCAAUUUCCUACACCAAAGGCGGCUGCAUGAUUCGAAUGCUUAACUUCAUUCUUGGUGACGCUGAUUUUCAAGAUGGUCUCAAACGAUACCUUCAAAAUUACAAAUAUUCGAGUGUUGGGCAUGCUGAUCUUUGGAAAGCAGUAGAGCCGAACCCCUUAAAGCAAUACCACCCUCCAGGAGUUGGACAAGUUAUGGACACUUGGAUUUUGCAGAAAAAUUAUCCCGUUAUAACAAUCAGACAAGUAAAACCAGGUUUACUUAAAAUCACACAAGAACGCUUUCUCAAUAAUCCAAGCGAAGCUGUAAACGACACAGAAAUCUCGCCAUUCAAUUAUGUGUGGAAAAUUCCUUUAACAUACACAUGCAGCAGUAAUACGUCCUUUUCGGUGACUAACAAAGAUAUUAUCUGGAUGGAAGAAAAAGUUUUAAUGAUAGCAGACCGAGAAAUUAUUAACCUGACACUUCCAGGUAACUGGAUUAUUGCAAACUUAAAACAGUGGGGGUAUUACCGAGUUAACUAUGAAGAAACUAUUUGGAAAAAUCUAAUCAAGCAGUUAAUGGCAAAUAAGGCCAAGAUCGAUUUAGUAAACAGGGCACAGAUUAUCAACGAUUUGUUCAGUUUAAGCAAAGCAAAGAUGGUUGAAUUAAAAUUAGCAUUAACAGUUUUCGAAUACUUAAGGUUCGAGGAUGAGUAUGUCCCGUGGUUGGCUGCGUUGAAGGAAAUUACGUACAUUGAUAAGCUUAUAGCUAACAUAGAGGCAUAUGAUGCAUAUAAGGAAAUUAUGAAACAUUUUAUUCAAACAAUUUACAAAAAUCUUGAAUUGAAUAAAGGAAGUCUGACUAUGGAACAAAACUUGCUUAGAUCAAAAGUAUAUUCGUUAGCUUGUACAUUAGAUAUGACAAUCUGUAUUAAGCAGUCAGUGAACGAGUUUUCGCUUUGGAAGAACAGGAAUGAUUCUCUUGACGUGAAUACACGAAGUACUGUGUUGUGCUCGGCCCUUAAAGAAGGAAACGACACAGACUGGGUUUUUGUUUUACAGAAAUAUAACACAACGUUGAAUAUAAAUGAAAAAUACUCUUACCUCAGGUCGUUGGCGUGUACACAGAAUAAAGAUUUACAAAAGCGAUUAUUAAAUCUAUGUGGCGAUCAGUAUACCAUUCAAGGACGUGACAUUGGAUCAACAUUAAUGUGGUUGGCACAGAAUCCAUCGGCUACAACCGAGGUUUGGGACUAUGUAAAAAGUAAUUGGCAGCGCUUCCUUGACACAUUUGCUGGUAGUUUAUUUCUGUUAAGUUCUUUGGUGAGUGGCGUGACAGAGCCGUUUACCACAACUGAACAACUCAGAGAUUUGGAACAAUUUAUUGCUGAAACACCUGAUUUAGGUCCAGCUGAACAAACUUUUAAACAAGCCGUAGAGGCUACAAAAUCUAAAAUACUGUGGUUAACAGAAAAUCAGGUAACCGUGGAAAAUUGGAUCACUGAAAUGUCAGGAAAAUAUAACAUCAGCAAGUAGAUAAAAGACUUAUUUUAUAUAGAGACUUGUUUUCAAUUUGUCAGUUUGUGAGUAACAUUUACAGAUACUUUUGGGUCAACUAUUUUCAUCAAGAAUAGGAAAUAAAACACCAAUACACUUA